AAAAUUUUCUGUUUUCUGGAUGUGACGCGGAUGCGCACAAAACUUUGACGUCAAACGUUCCCGCUGAACGGACAGGACCUUCCGGCUCCUAUGGAUAUUGAUUUUCCAUGUUUCGAGGUUUCUAGAGCAGCCGAAUACGCGCAUGUACAGCUAUAUAUGCGCAUGUGCAGCUAUUGACAUCAACAUGGCGGCCUACCGCGCUCGAAUCUUCUUUCGUCGCAUUUCAACGCGUUCGCGAUGAUACACAAGGAUGCACAAGGUACGCGAAUGUACAAUUUAAUUUACGAACCUCUUGCGAGGUGUUGCUGAUCAAUAUGGCUGACAAUAGACAUGCCAUUGUCACGUGCUUGCUGAUCGUCACUUCAGUCGCGAUUGUUGAUGGGCAAUUAUUGUCUACGGAACAUCGAACUCAUGCAGCAUCGGAACGAGUGAACGAUUUAUGGUGUUAUCAGUGUGAAACGAUGGAAGAUGGAGAGAAAUGUUCCAAUCUUACCGGAAAUUAUAGCGCUUUCGAAUACAAGUGCACUGGUGACAAAAGGACUUGCAUGGUGAAACGAUUUUCUUACACCACCAGCACUGAAGAUUCAACCUCUAGUCCUCAAACGUGGUCGAUGGAAAGGAAGUGUACCAGUAAAUGCGAUCCUGGAUGUAUAGUGAUCGGCGAACGUACAAAACUGUCGGCUUGCACUACUUGUUGCGAACAAUCAUUUUGCAAUGUUGGCACUGGUGCUGCGAAUGAAUUGAUGAUAAAUUGGAUCGAUCUAUUUCUAGCUUUAGUAUUGCAAAUUACAUUGACAAUCAUUAUACAUCCGUCCUGACAUUGCAAACAAAAUGAUUCUCAAUCUUCCGUGUAAAUAAUAUAAUCAAUUAGUUAUUAUGUACAUAUCAUUCGAAUUUUAAUUUUGAUAAAAUAAAAAUGAAAAAUUUCGUGACAUUUAUGUUUAAACAUACGCUGUAAUAUACGUUGUAAUAUGCAUAAAUGUAAUAUUUAUUAUAUUUAAUUUUGUAAAUAUAUUAGAAAUCAAUUUGAUUGUUUCAUAUUCCAUAAAGCUAUAUUAUAUUAUAUCAUGGAUUAAAAUGUAUCUAAAUAAACUUUAGAAAAAUAUUAAAAAUAUUAAAUAUAUUAAAAGAAUUGUUAAUAACAUGGUAAUAAUUAAUUUAUGGAGUAUGAUGAAGUACUGUUCAAUUAUUUAAAUUGAACGUGUCUUCUUAUUUACAAUUUUAUUAUUAUAUUUCAAAUUGUUAUAUAAUGUUGGAAUAUAUGAUAUAAUAUUACUGUAUAAAUUGUAUAAAUAUUUAUGAAUUUUAUUUAUUUAAUUUUUUAACUGAUUGUUCUUUGUAAUAAAUACUUUUUAUUGAUA
This is a messenger RNA of Apis florea (little honeybee), 1361 nucleotides long. RefSeq lists its product as uncharacterized. Lineage: Eukaryota; Metazoa; Arthropoda; Insecta; Hymenoptera; Apidae. The record is from RefSeq and is a predicted model, not a curated record.